This is a messenger RNA of Hirundo rustica (Barn swallow), 891 nucleotides long. Its product is annotated as histone H3. Bases 1 to 411 code for a protein of 136 amino acids. The record is from RefSeq and is a predicted model, not a curated record. Gene Ontology annotation, molecular function: DNA binding; structural constituent of chromatin; protein heterodimerization activity. Gene Ontology annotation, cellular component: nucleosome. Lineage: Eukaryota; Metazoa; Chordata; Aves; Passeriformes; Hirundinidae. The transcript has a single exon.
AUGGCGCGCACGAAGCAGACGGCGCGUAAGUCGACGGGCGGGAAGGCGCCCCGCAAGCAGCUGGCCACCAAGGCUGCGCGCAAGAGCGCGCCGGCCACGGGCGGCGUCAAGAAGCCGCACCGCUACCGGCCCGGCACGGUGGCGCUGCGCGAGAUCCGGCGCUACCAGAAGUCGACGGAGCUGCUGAUCCGCAAGCUGCCCUUCCAGCGCCUGGUGCGCGAGAUCGCGCAGGACUUCAAGACCGACCUGCGCUUCCAGAGCUCGGCCGUCAUGGCGCUGCAGGAGGCCAGCGAGGCCUACCUGGUGGGGCUCUUCGAGGACACCAACCUGUGUGCCAUCCACGCCAAGCGUGUCACCAUCAUGCCCAAGGACAUCCAGCUGGCCCGGCGCAUCCGCGGCGAGCGUGCCUGAGUUGCUUGCCGUUGCUGCUUCCGGCCAGGCAUUGAGGCAACCCCCAUAGACCCAAAGGCUCUUUUAAGAGCCACUACAUGUACAAUUAAAAGAGCUGAGGCGCUGCUUUGAGAGGUGCAGUCUUAAUUGUUGGGUGAUGAGAAAGCUCUUCUCUGGAGAGGUGUCUAUAUCUAAAGAAUAUUAAUUUUUCUGCAGACGUUCUGUAAUGUGCCAAACAUGUUGUGUAAUAUUUCCUUAUGCUACAGUCUCAGGUAUCAAUAAAUAUGCAAUGAUACCCAGGAAACUCAAGCUCUUCUGGAGCCAGGUAGUUUUUUUUUAACUUUGUAGUUUUUAGACCAGGACUACAGCAGGCACAGUUGUUUCCACAAUCACCCCUCCUUCCUUAGAGCUGUGUCGUUAGGCAGAGUCAUAAUGAUAUAAACUCCAUUACUCUUCUUAAUACAAUUUAACUAAUGUUUUUUCACUUUUCCUGCCCUCAGC